AGUAGAAGAUGGAAAUUUUAUGCAUGAUUAUUGUCUAUAGGUGAGACUAUUGUAAUACAAUGAAUAAUCAACAGUUGUUUGGAAAGUCUUCACCUGGCACCAGCAAUGUUUUUGGUUCUGGUGCCAGCAACACUGAAAACAGAAACCUUUCAUUUGGCAAUCCUAUGGGGUUUGCUUUUGGAACUUCAUCUACACAAAGUAAUUCUGGUAAUGUAUUUGGGAAUCCAUCCAUGACAAGUUCUGCAUUUGGAUCAACACCGUUUGGCACAUCUGGAAAUCCAACUUUGGGACAAAGCAGUUUGUUUGGCAAUGAACAAAGUUCUUUGGGGAAUAGUGCAAACACAGGUGCUUUUGGGAUCAGUACAUCUUCUGGUGGAUUUGAGAUCAGUAAAGUUUCUACUGGAUUUGGGAACAGUAUGACAUCUGGUGGGUUUGGCAUCAGUACAUCUUCUGGUGGAUUUGGGAACAGUAUGACAUCUGGUGGGUUUGGCAUCAGUACAUCUUCUGGUGGAUUUGAGAUCAGUAAAGUUUCUACUGAAUUUGGGAACAGUAUGACAUCUGGUGGAUUUGGAACCAGUACAGCAAAUUCUGGUCGAAUUACAAGUAGUACAAUCACUUCCCUGCUGGGUGGUUUUGAAAGUCAAACCAAAACAUCAUUUUCUGGAUCUGGGAAUAGUAUAACUUCAUCAAGUGCUUUUGGAACACAGUCAUCAAAUUCAUUGAGUGGCACUGGUGGAGGUUCAGUAAAUUCUUUUGGUAACAGUUCUGCCACAGGUCAAUCUCCGGUAUUUGGGGGACAAUCAUCUACAUCUGGAUUUGGUAUCCCUUCACAGAGCAUACCUGUAUUUGGUGUGCCAAUUAGUGCAGCAUCAAGCACUGCUUCGGGGCCAACAGUCUUUGGAACAGGUUUUGGUGUUGCAACAUCAUCUGCCUCAAACGUAACACUCUCAGUGUCUGGAAAUCAACCUGCUUCUGGAUUUGGAAAUCAACCUGCUUCUUUAUUUGGAAAUCAACCUGCUUCUGGAUUUGGCAGUCAGAACUCAGCCGUAUUUGGUGGACAAUUGAGACAAACUACGACAGCCAACAUCUUGUUUGGCACCACAACAAAGCCAAUUGUCAGUACAUCUUCAAAUUUAGUAUUUGGCAGUCAAGGAAAUGCUUUUGGCCAGUCUAAGGCUAGUGGUAUCUCUGGUACUAGUUCUUUAAAGUCAGAAUCAGGAACAGCUUUUCCUUCAUCAUCUGGUACUGUAUUUGGAGGAGUUGGAAAUACUGCAAUUAAAUCUGAAGAUAAUGUAUUUGGUAAAGCAAGUGGUCAGCCAUCAAGUACAGGUUUAUUUGGAAAGCCAACAGAUGUCUUAACAUCAGAGCCCCAGAAGUUGGUGAAAGAAAAAACCCUGUUUGGUAAAGAAGACAAGCCAGUUAUUAAAUCUGAAUCAACUGCAGAUGAAAAACCAACUGGUCUUUUUGGCAAACCUGCCGUGUCUACAGCCAAUUUUGGUAUAUUUGGUAAAAAGAAAGAAAGAGAAGGUACAAGUCGAGCUCUGUUUCAAGGUAAAGAAGAGGAGGAUAGAAAGAGGGAUGGAAGAAAGAGAAUCAUCAGAAGAGGUCGUGAUCAGGAUGAAGUACAAGAAAAACGAGGACGUAAUUUGUUUUCACGAGCAACAGCAGGUGUAUUUGGUCACUCAGAGAAAAGAAGUCGAGAAGACACCAAAGACAAAGAUGAUGGUCAUGAGAGCCAGAGAAGAAGAGUGGAGGAAAGAGGAUUAACAACAAGAAAACCAAAAGAAUCUCCAUCAAAACCUCCUGAUAGUCCUGAUGAACCAAGAGUUCGAAGAAGAACUAUUGACGAUGUAGAUUCGAAGGUUGCCAUUGUAGUAAAAGGGAUUCCGGCAAAGUUCAAUAAAGUUCCUAUUCUUAAACAACAUUUUAAGAAAUAUGGAGACGUGAGGAGGGUGUAUCCAAACAUCAAUAAAAACAUGGCUACUAUUCAUUUUGAUUCCCAUGAGUCAGCAGAUAAUGCUAAAAGGCAAGGACGUUAUAUGGUUCAUAAUCAACCGCCAUUACAAAUAAUCUGGAGUUCCAACGUACCUACACCACCUAAAUCAUCUUCUAGUACUAGUAGUACCAGCAUAUCUCAAUCUACAAAAACAUCUUCAAGUCAGGCAAUAUCAAAACAAGAACCAAGAGUUCGAAGAAGAACUAUUGAAGAUGUAGAUUCGAAGGUUGCUAUUGUAGUUAAAGGGAUUCCGGCACACCUUAAUAAAGUUUCUGUUCUAAAAGAACAUUUUAAGAAAUAUGGAGAUGUGAGGCGGGUCUAUCCUAACAUCAAUAAAAACAUGGCUACUAUUCAUUUUGAUUCCCACGAGUCAGCAGAUUAUGCUAAAAGGCGAGGACGUAAUCUAGCUCCUCAAGAACCACCAGUACAAAUAUUCUGGGGUUCCUACAUGCCUACACCACUUAAAUCAUCUUCUAGUACUAGUUGUACCAGUGUAUCUGAAUCUACAAAAACAUCUACAAGUCAGGCAAUACCAAAACAAGAUGAUGUUUCACCAUUGAGAGACAGAAAUCAAAAAAGUAAAUGGGAGACGAGUGAUGUGGAUGAUGAAUUGGCAAGUAUGGCGGGAACAGCAGAUGUACAGGGUGGUGAUAUACGCAACUUAAAUAGACCCAAAGAAGAUGUUAAGAAAAAAUCUGAUGCUUACAGUCAACCGGUCGCUAAAUCAGGACGUGUUUCUCCAGCACCUAAAGGAGGGAAAGUCUCUCCUACAGCGAGCCCCAUUAAAACUACUAAAGGAGAGACAGCAUCAUUUACAGCCUUAUUUCAAGCUAUAUGUAGAACAGUUUGGGAAAAGAAAGAAUUAUUGGACCUUAGAGACAAGUUGAUACGACAAGCAGGUUCAGGUGAUAAGAAAAAGAGCGAUUUAGCUACAGCCAAGGCAUUCACCGGAACUUGUCCAGAUAUGUGUCCAGAAAAGGAAAGAUAUGAUAGACAGGAAACUAGAAGACUUAGUAUUUAUGAAAUGAUUCCAGGCACCGAAAAUGUGGCUAAUCAACCACCACAGAUAGAUCACAAUCGCGCUGUUAAAGAAUACAGUAGAUCUUCAGCUGAUCAGACUGAACCCCUCCAACAUGAACUACGACCUGAACAGGUGUUGUUGAGUACAAUGACAUAUUUAUUACGAGAAAUAGCUGAUCGUGGUGAAGAAGAAAGAUGGGCUGAUUGGUAUGAUUUCUUGUGGAACCGGACCAGGGGAAUUAGAAAGGAUAUUACACAACAGCAACUGUGUAAUAAAAAUGUGGUAGAACUGAUAGAAAAAUGUGUCCGAUUCCAUAUAUACUGUUCACAUCGGCUCUGUGAACAAGACAUGAUGGUCUUCGAUAGUAAAAUAAAUGAUGAAAAUAUGACAAAAUGUCUACAAACUCUGAAGGAGAUGUAUUAUGACUUGGAGAAAAAUCAGUUGAUCUUCUGUGAAAAUGAGGCAGAAUUCCGAGCUUAUAUGGUAUUAGCUAAUCUGAAUCAAGGAGAUACAUUACGUGAAGUUCAAGAAUUACGUGAUGUUGUACGCCAGUCUCCAGAAAUUCGUUGGGCUUUGAAGAUUUAUUCAGCUUUAAACAGUAAUAAUUAUGUUAGAUUUUUUCGACUGGUAAAGCAGGCAUCAUUUCUAAAUGCCUGUAUAGUUCAUCGAUAUUUUACACAAGUUCGUAGAAAAGGUUUACUGACUUUGAAGAAAGCCUUGGGAAAACACACAAAGUACCCACACCUUGUUAAAGUGUUUGCCUUUGAAGAUACUGAUGAAGCAGAUGAAUUUUGUGCUUAUUAUGGUUUGCGUUCUAAUAAUGGUUUUCUAGCUGUUGAUAGUGGUCCUUUUGUUGAUCCAGAGGUAGCAGUACCACCUAAACGAUCUAUUACAUUGAUAGAGUCAAAACGUACAAUUCCAGUCAGAGAGGUGAUAAAUGGUGGAGAGUUACCAGAACUAAAUCUACCACCUCCAUCAGUUAGUUUUGAUAAAUAUGGGAAGUUUGUGUCCAAGAAGGAGAUUUUAUCAGAACUUAAUGUACAAGUACCUUCGACUAGUAGUGUUAGUGAAAAUAUAGAGAUACCUGUCCAACCAUCUACAAUCACUACAACUACUACAACUACUCCUACAACAGACUAUAUCUACUCAAACGAGGCUAUUAAAGGAGUGACUAGAGAGAUCUUCCUAGAAGUUAUUAAUGAAUAUGUAUUAGAUAUAGCUAAAGGUCCUGUUUUAGCACAACAAUACUUCCAUAGUAUCGGUACAGCUGUUAUACAAGAAUUGAGUUUUAAUAUACAGAAAGAUAUGAUCAGAGAAUUGUGUGAAGAAGUUAUACAAGAUGAAGAGAGAGUGAGAAAAUUAGCGAAGGAACAAAGAGAACUAGACGAGAGAAUGAGGAAGGAAAAAGAGAGAAAGGAGAGGUUAGACAGACUGGCACAAGAAAUAAUGGAGGAGUACAUGACAGACGUCUGUCAACAAGACUCGAAGAACAUGGCAGUGGCUGAAUAUAGGGAUGUACAGAGUAAACUAAAGGAAAAGAGAAUAGAGAGAUGUAACGAGAGUUUAAUGGAAGAGAUAGUUCAAGAUGUUGUAUCUGAUAUCAUAGAUGAAAUCGCGGCAGAUGUCUUCGAAGUUAAUGUUGUCCAAAGAUUAGAACAAUUCCGAGAAGCAGAAAAUAUAAUCAAAUUAAAACGUUGCGGUUUGUAUUUUCAAGUUUGGAAGCAGAGAUAUGUAGCUCAGAUUAAACUGAAACGAGCCAUGCUGGCGUUCCCCUGUGGUCCAUCUGCCCAGGGCCCCAAAUUUCAAUUGCAGGAUUUACUACCUGAUAGACGGAAUAAUGAUAUUUGUGAUAAAACCAUGUUUUUGGAUCAGAAGACAAAAUUAGCGCUAGAACCGGCAACAGAUCUGGAAAAAAUGAAUCUGAUGUUGACGGCCAGACUUUCUAUCGCCUUUCAGCAACAGCAUCUUCGACAGAUUAAAGCGUGGCAGCCGUUAGACAUCCCGCGACUCAUGCAACCAGAGCUAUUGAAAAUAUCUCAUAAAGCUGAUAACAACCACUUGUCUAAACGGUUGACAUGGAAACUAGUGAUGUCACUUCCUGAUACAACACCCAGCAACGCAUCUACUAAUAAACACACUAAAGAUUUCUGUGAUUGGUUGAAAACUAAAUUUAGACGAGGUGCUAUCCCAGAAUGCAAUAAUGACAAUUACAAGGGAGAAAUAUUAAGUUUGUAUAAUACUAGUAUUGAUGGUAACCAUGGCAGGCAGCCAUUACAGUUUGGAUUCUGUGUUCAAUGUUUAAGUGGAACACUUGAAGCCGAAGAGAUAGAAGAGUUAGAAGAUGAACGGGUGUUACUGGGCACCAGUGGGUUAAUAUUUGUUCUACCAACUGAUUCCAGUUCAGAUCUAGAACAGGAUGAUAUCUGGUUAGAAAGUCAAUUACGAUUGGCUAGAAUUAUGCAGGCGAAACCAAUGUAUCCUAGUUUACCAUUGGUUGUUGUUUGUUCAACAAGAGAACAAGAAAUGUUAGGUGAAGAUAAAGUAAUAGAGAAGUUGAAUUUAUCAAGUUAUAUAGAAGGCAAUCUAAUAUCAGAUAUGUAUUUGGUGUUUCUACCAACAUCGAGAGAUGGUCAAAUUAAUAUUGAAGAUCCAAACAUAUCUGAUCAGCUAUGUUUCUGUGUAAAAUGGUUGGGCAGGAAUAUGCCAGCACCACCAUCUAUACAGUCUAAAUCAUUACAAGAAUUUCUCAAUGAUGUUUUAUUAGAGGAAUAUUUUACACCAGUUUUACAAGAUUUACGAAGCAGGAAGAACAAGAAGUUAUUGCAUCAGUCCCCAGAAGUAUUAAUAGAGCUGUAUAACAGUGUAAUUGAUUAUCUGAAAGAAGUUAUACCUUCACCAGGAUUAAAGAAGUUUUCUUGGCCAGUUCCUGAAUUUUCCUGGUUUCAUCAUCAGAAUGAUCAACCACCUGUUCAUUGGAAUACAGAUCAUCAUUUAGAAUAUCUUUCAAGUCUGGUAUCAUCAUUAUACUUACCAGACUUUUAUUAUAUUGAUGAACAGACAGAUAGUUGGCAACAAGUGUGUCAGGAUGUCUGUUAUUUUGUAACCACGGUUACAGAAGGAAAAGAGGGAUCAGAAACAGUAGAUCUUGUUACUAGAGUAAAAUGUUUAUUGAAAAAAGUUAAAGAUGAUUUUGAAGAUACAUGUUUUUUGGUGGAAAGAGAAGAGAAUUGUCAACCUACUUAUGUGAAUAUGCCUUGGACUGAUCUUCUACAAGCUUGUAUAGAUUAUAAAUUAAAAACUAUUUAUAGAUUAGAUUCCUUAAUCUACGAUAAAAAAAGCUUGAAUAAAACUUGCAGGGGAAAGGACAACCCUGAUGAGCUGCAUGUAUUUUAUACUAAUGAAACAUUUACAAAAUACAGUCCACCAUUUUUAUGGAAGACAGCAUUACUUGAAACAGCUGAGGGAGAUAACCCUACUGUAGAUGACACAUUUCACAGAGCAGUGGAAAGAGUGAGAGAAGAAGAAAUAAAACAACUAGAAAUAGCAAAGGCAAAUACAGAAAAAAUAGAGAUUGUUAAACCACUUUCUGAUGAGAUCAUCUUUUCUCAAUCCAUUAUUAGUAGGAUAAAGAAUGAAAGAAAACAAGCCACUGAUUUUGAGAAGUAUUUAGAGUCCGUGGUUAAUGAUGAUACACCGAAAACUAUGGCAGAUUUUGAUGACAUUAAUAUGAUGGAUGAUGACAUUAGUAUGAUGGAGGACAAAUCAGUUACUCCUUACAAAUCAGUUACUCAUUACAAAUCAGUUUCUCCUUACAAUACUCCUUACAAAUCUGUUACUCCUUACGAAAGUUUAAUGGAUAGAAGUAUCAACGAGUAUUAUGAGGAUGUUGUGAAAAAUGGCACCAUUUCAGAAAGACUUGCGGCACUUCAGGAUAAAAUGGAAUCAGAUAAAAGGGCUAAUCAUCUAUUUGAACAGAAAUUAGAAUAUUUAUUGAAUUCUUGAGAGGAUAUCUUCAAUCAGUUUAAAAUCACAUGGUUCUGAUAUGCCACUCGGCGUAAGCUGUAAGAUAUGUUCACAGCGCUGUGUUUAUUUUUCAUGGGACUUUCUACAUAGAUCAGUGGACAAUGUUGUAUAUAUAGAAUUAAAUCCGUUGAGAUAAAAAAAUAUGGUAUAAAAGACGAAAAAAGAAUUGAAAACAUCUGAUAUUCUGAUCAGAUUGGGACAUCUUUAUACAGUAAUAAUCGUUUCUGUGGAAUAUAAACUGUUUUUCAUAUUAUUGAUGGAAUAAAUACUGUGAUUUCUA
Molecule: messenger RNA, 7320 nt
Organism: Patella vulgata (common limpet)
Lineage: Eukaryota; Metazoa; Mollusca; Gastropoda; Patellidae
Product: germinal-center associated nuclear protein
Exons: 29
Coding region: 60-7019 (2319 amino acids)
Biological process (GO): mRNA export from nucleus
Cellular component (GO): transcription export complex 2; nucleus; cytoplasm
Molecular function (GO): RNA binding
Source: RefSeq, a predicted model, not a curated record